GCUAGCUCGUCGCUGUGAGUGUGCCCUUCACUUUCGUUGAGUUUUUGCCUGCCUUCUGAGCCACUCAGCCGACAAUUGCUAUUUAUCUGUCCUACCUGCCCGUCCUACUGCCUUCUUUCCUACCGCAACAUCACCUUUUCUCUACAGCAACAGCCUUUGACUUCAGUCCUCUUUUCCAGGUAAGAUUCCUUCCAGAUGUUCCUCACUUUGCAGCACCCGACACGAGAUCAUUCCCUCAGGUUCAGUCAUUUCCGUUCUACCUACCUAGGCACCAACCUAUCGCCCCCCAGUUUAUCCGAUUAAACUGUACGGGUCCCGAUAAAGUGCUGCGAUAAACCCCACACUAAGAUUUCCCCCCACUUUUUUCCCAUUUUUGCAAGUCAAAGCAAGCCCUCUAAUCCAGGACAAAAUUCCCACCCGGACAUUGGAAACUUCAAUUGCCACCUACACCUCCUCUCCCUUUACUGACCCAUCAACAACAACGUCUUGACAGACUCUCAAUACCCAACUUCGAAUCUUCGAUACACACCCCCCAAACCAACAUCAAAAUGGACUCCUUCGCUGCUCCCCAGGGCACUCGUGCCUGCUUCACUUGCGGCCAGACUACCCACCAGGCCCGUGACUGCCCCAACAAGGGCGCUGCUAAGUGCUACAACUGCGGCAACGAGGGUCACAUGAGCCGUGACUGCCCCGAGGGCCCCAAGGACAACGCCCGUACCUGCUACCGUUGCGGCCAGACCGGCCACAUCAGCCGUGACUGCUCCCAGUCCGGCGGCGGCCAGUCCUCCGGCGCUGAGUGCUACAAGUGCGGCGAGGUCGGCCACAUUGCCCGCAACUGCUCCAAGGGCGGUGCUUCCUACGGCGGCGGCUACCAGAACUCCGGCUACGGCGGUGGCUUCGGUGGUCCCCAGAAGACCUGCUACUCUUGCGGUGGCAUUGGCCACAUGUCUCGCGACUGUGUCAACGGCUCCAAGUGCUACAACUGCGGCGAGUCUGGCCACUUCUCCCGUGACUGCCCCAAGGACUCCGGCUCCGGUGAGAAGAUCUGCUACAAGUGCCAGCAGCCUGGCCACGUUCAGUCCCAGUGCCCCAGCGCUUAAAUGCGCCAUGAUCGCCAGGUAACACCAACUACCUUUGGCGGCCUCGCUCAUUUGCUGUCUUACCAACCCUGACCUUGCUCACUUCUCAUCACCGAGAUGAAGAAGCAAGCGGGGCCGGCGAUGGACAGCUUUUACUGGGGGUGAUGACAUGGUGCUGCGUUUUUGCGUUGCCUUUCUGAGGAACUUUUCAGUCCACGGGGUCGUUCUGCUGGUGUUCACUGGUAUCUGGAUAUCCGCUGCUUGGGACUUCUUUUCACGGCGGGUCUCUUACACUUUUCUUAAUUUCUUUCACCUUUGCAUUUUACGCGACACAAAACAUCAUGAUGAUCCGACAACCACUGGGGAGAUUGGGAAAGCAAAAAGGUCUUUUCACCAAAAUUGGCGUCUGGACGGCCAGGGGUUACCUCUUCAACCAACCAUACCGUAUGGGUCUUUCUACGACAAAAAGGGCUUGUGCAACAGGGGCGGGGCCAUUGCACCGACAAACAUCUUGCGGGUUUCUGUUUUUUCUUCACAUAUGGAACUUGAAUGGGAAGGGAGCUAUCUUCAUUCUGUGAACGGGCAUGAGGACAUCAUAAUUAUCCGAGAUCUCAGGGGAAAGCAAAAUCGUAUGGGGACUCAAUAGGUCAACGAAUAAAAAGCGCCGAAAGGCCGUGGUGUGCGAUGCGAGCGUAAUGCAUCGAUGAUGAAACAAA
Neurospora crassa OR74A is the source of this 1795-nucleotide messenger RNA. RefSeq names its product zinc knuckle domain-containing protein. Gene Ontology annotation, cellular component: cytoplasm. Gene Ontology annotation, biological process: positive regulation of cytoplasmic translation. Lineage: Eukaryota; Fungi; Ascomycota; Sordariomycetes; Sordariales; Sordariaceae. The transcript is spliced from 5 exons. The coding region runs from base 549 to 1100 and encodes 183 amino acids. The record is from RefSeq and is a predicted model, not a curated record. Gene Ontology annotation, molecular function: mRNA binding; zinc ion binding; single-stranded RNA binding.